Messenger RNA from Laetiporus sulphureus 93-53, 1751 nucleotides. RefSeq lists its product as uncharacterized. The record is from RefSeq and is a predicted model, not a curated record. The transcript has 6 exons. Bases 180 to 1454 code for a protein of 424 amino acids. Lineage: Eukaryota; Fungi; Basidiomycota; Agaricomycetes; Polyporales; Laetiporaceae.
ACGUUCUGCGCUCAACGCCUGUGAGCAAUGGAAUAGCGGUCAUAACUUUUGCUCUCGUAUAACUGCGAAAGCCGACGUUGCUCAUGUGUUGCCCUUCGACCCUGAGACGGCCAGCCUCUCUCUUUGGCGUUCGUCUUCGCUCCUUGACGGCCGUCGUGAUCUCAGCGACCAAGCACCCGAUGUCUACUCGCCAUUCAUUCCUUUCGACAACCGGCCUCAUCAGAGCGCCAUCAGAUGCGUCGAGCUCCAAAACGCGCCGACCUGCCAAGUUCGGCGGCACAAAGCCUGGACAGACGCCUCGCAACAAGGCACGACUGACUAGGAUCCAAGCUGGCAUCAUCCCUCUGAGCGUGCCUUUCCUCGUGGGGAUGGUCAUCGCAUUUUCGUUGAUAUUCAUUGUGUCCAUCUCCUGUGCCUUCAUAGGGUCUGAUGACGACGAGCCUCCCUUCAGAGAGCUUCUGAACAGUGUUGCGAAAAAUGAUCCCGGUAUCGUGCUCAUCGGCGACAAUGUGGACGUCGAUGUGGAUGAGCCUGCAAUCACUAUCCGUUGGUCAAUCGUUGGCUGCGGCUCUGCCUAUAUCCUUCCUGGAUCUGAAGGGACGCAUGGCAGCGACCUAUGCGGAUUGCCCUCGCUGGCACUGGAUAUCUACGUCGAUAGCUCUGAGGAUCCGGCCGUGACCUACGAUCCCGCACAGUUCCCAAUAGUCAACGGGACGGGACAGCGGAUUAGCAUCCAGAACCUGUGUCAAUUCGACAGCGAUCACGUCCUCGAUGUCCACCUCGCGAGAUUGUACCCAUUUGACACCUAUCUCCUGACCAGCACUCUUCGCGCAGUCAGCGCAGAGCAUAGCGAUCCAAUGGGGAUAAGGGCCCUGACAACGUUGCAACUGACGUCAAGCUUUGCCAUCUCUUCGACCGACGUGAAGAGUUACAUGAACAACUCGGACAACUGGUACGAGCCGACGCGUGAUAUAACGCUGAAGAUCAGGAGACCUGCAGAGGCGAGAUUGUUUGCCAUGAUGCUGUUCGGCAUCAACUGGAUGCUGGCACAUGCCACUUGGUGCUUUGUGGUGCUGGCAUGGAGGCUCAAGAGCGAGAGGAAUAUACUACGAUAUUUUGCAAUCGUGGUCGUGAUACUAUUCGCUACUCCGCAGCUCAGAAAUGCAAUGCCGGAUGCUCCUGGUCUCGAUGGUGUUCUGCUAGACAGUAUUGGGUUCUUCCCACAGAUGCUGUCAUCUGGUGUCUCAGCUAUCGUCCUGUUGGUAAUGGCUGCCAACAGAACACUGCAGACGGAUGACGACCCUCAAAUGCAAGGAACUGAAGUAGCGCUUCAUCGCCUUUCAAAAGGCCUAGGAACGCUACGGCGACAGGGAUCAUCCAUGGAUUUCAGUCAUCUACGAAGUUGGAGCCAAUCUGCAUUUAGGUCUACAGUCCGGGUUGCGGAAGACGACUGAGUAGUAUAGACAUAUGUACAAUGAAGCCACUCACCUUGCUCACGGACUACCGGACAUUGCCAAUGCGCGAAUUUUUGUAGAUGUAGAUCAAAGCUCUGACAGAGCCGUGCCAAGCCACCUUUGUUAUUUUUGUCGGACUCCAUGUACUGGUCAUGCUGUCUUGUUGUUUCGGGCACAUAUCAGAUAUCGGACGGAGGAGUCUGUACAACGCACACGACUCAGCUGCAGCACGGAGUCAAGCAAGUCAUGUCCGAGCUAUAGGAGCGUCAAUGAAGACACGUGCUGAUGGCAUCAAAG